Messenger RNA from Punctularia strigosozonata HHB-11173 SS5, 1130 nucleotides. RefSeq lists its product as uncharacterized. The record is from RefSeq and is a predicted model, not a curated record. The transcript has 2 exons. Lineage: Eukaryota; Fungi; Basidiomycota; Agaricomycetes; Corticiales; Punctulariaceae. The coding region runs from base 105 to 641 and encodes 178 amino acids.
CUGAGCUCUGGAGUCUGGUUGUUGAGUUCAUCGUUGACGGAGUCAGAACGCAACGUGCAAGCCCUCUGCAUACCCGCGGUGCAUACCGAAAGGGAAUACGCCCGAUGUCCACUACCGACAAAGCGGGGGCAACUGAGGCUCAUUUCAAUGACCUGCUUCGUUUCGCCGGCAUCGCUCUCGUCCAGUCGUUCACCGUCAUCUCUACCUGCGCUAGGUUCCUCUUCUCCUUCCUAUGGUUCCUCCUCAAAACGACCGCACACUCUCUCAGGAGCAUCUCUCAACACCUUUUAUGGAUCUUGCGCCCCGUAAUCCUCGUUCUCUCGCUGCUCCUCGAUACAUUUAUCCUCAAGCCGUACCACGCCGUGGUCUACUUCGCGACGGAGAUGCAGGAUGUAUGGACUUUGGUUGUCGCGGCUCUGGCCGUGGGCGUUGUGUUUGGUCUUUGCGCGCAGAAGCUCAGCAGCGCGCUCGUCGCGCUCGUCAUCGGAGCGGGGCGUCCAAGCAACUGUAUGCCGCAAUCGCCGACAGAUCCCCCGAACGUCUCAGAUGGUAUCCCGUCCAAGAAAGUGAAGAAAAGCGGUCGGGCGAGUGCGGGAUCGAAGUCGGCAGGCAAGAAACGUGCCGAGUGGAGGGAGCUCUGACGUGGUGUCGAAGGGACGUAGCAGGACUCGAUGUGGAAUAGGUGAAGCUCCAGCUCGAUAUAGAGCGUUUUGGACCUUUCACGUUGAGCUUUCGAAGCUCGGGUCCUUCAAUGAUGUUCUUCCCUCAUAUCCGACGGCUCCCGAGACGACACGAAGCUUCAUCCUUAUAAUGGCUCCCUCUGGUCAACCCGCGGAAAUGAUCGAGCGCUCGUUGUCGAAUUGCGUGUUCUCAUCGGACAGAGGCGUCACCUGGUUUCGAACCCUCCGCAGAUAUUACCAACUCGUUGCAUAGCAGAAGCCGUGUCGCGACCAGAAAUGGGCGCGGCGCUGAAUCAAAUGGAAAUGGCCUUGUUCUCCGCGGGCCAGUGUCACCUGCACUCGUUUGUCGUACGCGCAGGAGCAGCGCCCCCCCCCAGCGCUCGUACAACGUAUUUAUCUUACACGCAGCCAUCUCUCGGACCAGCGGCAAGCAGGAUCGCGCUCGCACGC